AUCCAUCAUGUCUAAAGGCGAGUGUCCCAUGAAGGACGCCAAUGUCGCCGGCGGCGGCACCAGGAACCAAGACUGGUGGCCAAAUGAGCUCAAGAUCAACAUUCUCCGCCAGCACGACCCCCGGCAGAAUCCGCUGGGUGCCGACUUCAACUAUGCCGAAGAGUUCAAGAAGCUGGACUACGAGGCGCUGAAGAAGGACCUCACGGCCCUGAUGACAGACUCGCAGGAUUGGUGGCCUGCGGAUUUCGGUCACUAUGGUGGUCUCUUCAUCCGAAUGGCAUGGCACUCUGCAGGAACCUACCGUGUCACGGACGGCCGUGGUGGCGGUGGUGAUGGCCAGCAACGCUUUGCUCCCCUCAACGCCUGGCCCGACAACGUCUCCCUCGACAAGGCUCGCCGCCUGCUCUGGCCCAUCAAGCAAAAGUACGGCAACAAGAUCUCCUGGGCCGAUCUGAUGCUCCUGACCGGCAACGUCGCUCUCGAGUCCAUGGGCUGCGAGACGUUCGGUUUCGCAGGUGGCCGUGCCGACACCUUCCAGUCUGACGAGUCUGUAUACUGGGGUGGCGAGACCGAGUGGCUAGGCAACGAGGUCCGCUACGCACGCGGCCACAAGGGUGUUGGGGGCGAGGGUGUCGUUGAUGGCGACGAGCACAAGGUUGACCACAAGGACAUCCACUCGCGAGACCUUGAGAAGCCAUUGGCUGCCGCCCACAUGGGUCUCAUCUAUGUCAACCCUGAAGGUCCCGACGGUGUUCCGGACCCUCUUGCCGCCGCGCGAGACAUCCGCACAACCUUUAGCCGUAUGGCCAUGAACGACGAGGAGACUGCCGCUCUUAUCAUCGGUGGCCAUUCCUUCGGCAAGACGCACGGUGCUGCUCCUUCAGAGAAUACGGGACCCGACCCCAACAGCGAAGACCUCGCAACACAAGGCUUCGGCUGGGUCAACAAGCACGGUCGUGGCAAUGGCCCAGAUACCAUCACUAGCGGUCUGGAGGUCACCUGGACCGGCACUCCCACCAAAUGGAGCAACAAGUACCUCGAGUACCUGUACAAGUACGAGUGGGAACUUGAGAAGAGCCCGGCUGGUGCCAACCAGUAUGUCGCCAAGACCACUGACGAGAUCAUUCCCGACGCCUACGACCAGAACAAGAAGCACAAGCCAAGGAUGUUGACCACUGAUUUGUCCAUGCGCAUGGACCCUGGCUUCGAGAAGAUCACUCGUCGCUGGCUAGACCACCCAGAGGAGCUUCACGACGCGUUUAGCCGCGCCUGGUUCAAGCUGCUUCACCGUGACAUGGGCCCGCGAUCGAGGUGGCUCGGUCCUGAAAUUCCCAAAGAGGUCCUUAUCUGGGAAGACCCUGUGCCUGCCGUCGAGGGUGAGGUCAUUGGCGAAGCUGACAUCUCCAGCCUGAAGAAGGCGAUUCUCAGUGCUGGCAUUGAGCCUGCGAAGCUCAUCCGCACUGCAUGGGCGUCAGCAGCUUCCUUCCGCGGUAGCGACAAGCGUGGCGGUGCCAACGGUGCCCGCAUCCGUCUCGCUCCUCAAAAGGAUUGGGAAGUCAACAACCCCAAGGAGCUCGCCGAGGUCCUCAAGGCCCUCGAGGGUGUCAAGUCCAAGUCCAGCAAGAAGGUCUCGUUGGCUGAUCUGAUUGUCUUGGCUGGUGUCGCCGCGCUCGAGAAGGCUGCUGGUGUCUCCGUUCCGUUCACACCUGGACGUACCGAUGCCACACAGGAGCAGACCGACGCUGAGUCAUUCGAGCACCUCGAGCCCGUCACCGACGGCUUCCGUAACUACGGCAAGGGCACCGACCGUGUCCGCACCGAGCAGUUGGACGUGGACAAGGCUCACCUCCUCCGCCUCACUGCACCCGAGUUGGUCGUCCUUACCGGCGGUAUGCGUGCCCUGAACGCCAACUGGGACGGUUCAUCCCACGGCGUUUUGACCAAGCGCCCCGGCCAGCUCACCAACGACUUCUUCGUCAACCUGCUCGACGUCAACACGGAGUGGAAGCCUGCCAGCUCUGGCAACCCUCCUGAGCUGUACGAGGGCAGCGACCGCAAGUCACGCCAGAAGAAGUGGACUGCCACACGCCACGACCUGAUCUUUGGCUCGCAUCCCGAGCUUCGGUCUAUUGCUGAGCUCUACGCGCAGUCGGACAACACGGACAAGUUUGUCAAGGACUUUGUGGCCGCUUGGGACAAGAUCAUGAAUAACGACCGGUUCGAUGUGAAAACCAAGUCGGUGAGUGGUAAAUUGAGUGCGCUGACCAAGCCUCGUCUUUAGAGUGCGAUUCGUUUGCAUUUGCGUUUCGCUCGUUUCGCUCUGAGACGAGGCACUCCGCUCGUGUCCGUUGACUGACGAGUUAUGAUAGACAUGAAUCCUUUACAUAGAGCGUCAAAAGAUACCUAGGUAGCGUAGUGUAGGAUCAAAUAGGCAGAUAGGCAGAUAGGAUAGGAUAGG
Molecule: messenger RNA, 2458 nt
Organism: Cucurbitaria berberidis CBS 394.84
Lineage: Eukaryota; Fungi; Ascomycota; Dothideomycetes; Pleosporales; Cucurbitariaceae
Product: catalase/peroxidase-like protein HPI
Exons: 3
Coding region: 8-2281 (757 amino acids)
Biological process (GO): hydrogen peroxide catabolic process; cellular response to hydrogen peroxide
Cellular component (GO): cytosol
Molecular function (GO): heme binding; catalase activity
Source: RefSeq, a predicted model, not a curated record